UCUUUAAAAAAAAAAAGAGCACAGCAUAGGGCAAAGGCAAGUGUCUCAAACUCGGAAAACCUCAGCUCAGCCCAUUGCUGGAAAAAAACCCCAGAGGAGCGGACUUCAGAGAGAGCAUUCCGCACAGAAAGCAAGCGGUAAAGCAGGAAGAGAUGAGUGCUUACAAUGCUUUUAAAGCUUGUGCUCCAAUCUCAUGGAGCCCUAAUCUAUACAUAACCCUUGUAAGGGGUAUUCCAGGCACUAGGAGGCUCCAUAGGCGUACCCUAGAAGCAUUGCGUCUGCGGAAAUGCAAUCGGACUGUAAUGCGGUGGAACACGCCUACUGUUAGGGGAAUGCUUCAGCAGGUGAAAAGGUUGGUUGUCAUUGAGACAGAAGAGAUGUACAAGGCACGUAAGGAGAAACUUUCUGAUCACAAAGCUCUACGUCCUCCGUUGGUUGUAAACCAUCAUGCAGCCCCUGCAGCUGAUUCAGUUCAGUAAUUGUUGAAACUCUUUCCUGGUCAGUUUUAGUCAACUAAGAUGAUGUAGUGCACCCAAGUAAUAUGUUAGGAAAUAGCAUUUCACCUUUGUAUACAGGAUGUGAUACAGUAUUUGUGUGGUGGUUAUUACUGUUUCGGCUAUAACAGAAUGCAUGAUGUCUCCGGAGUCUGAGCAAUCUGCGGAAUUGGUUUGGUUGUUACUGUCAAAUGCAGAACUUUAAGAAAGAUACUGGCUCUAGCCCGUUGAUAUGGGAUCAUGUAGCUUGCCUUAUGUCUUGUUAGUUAUAACAAAGUAAAUCUAUGAUAGUGGAUUUACUUUGUGUUUAUGUCAACUUAGGAGCAACCUAAGAUUUUUGGGGUUUCUGCGAGAAUGCUAGCUUGAUUUCUCUGCUUUCUUCCGCCAUUUCCUUCCUUUUA
Nicotiana tabacum (common tobacco) is the source of this 895-nucleotide messenger RNA. RefSeq lists its product as uncharacterized. Gene Ontology annotation, biological process: translation. Gene Ontology annotation, cellular component: mitochondrion; large ribosomal subunit. Lineage: Eukaryota; Viridiplantae; Streptophyta; Magnoliopsida; Solanales; Solanaceae. Gene Ontology annotation, molecular function: structural constituent of ribosome. The record is from RefSeq and is a predicted model, not a curated record.